AGAGACGCCCACAAAGACACGGUGUAGAGAGAGAGAGACAGAGCAAUACAAAUAGACAGCGAGAGAGAGGCUGCGUGUCCACAUCUGCACAUCGCGCCUUCCGCUGUGGAUCGCGGAUUACCAGAGUGCAGUUGAAAUCGCGGAUUACAGGUGUGCAGUUGAAAUCGUGGACUGAAAGAGUGCAGUUGAAAUCGCGGAUUACAAGAGUGCAGUUGAAAUCGCGUAUUACAGGAGUGCAGUUGAAAUCGCGGACUAAAAGAGUGCAGUUGAAAUCGCGGACUACAGGAGUGCAGUUGAAAUCGCGAACUACAGGAGUGCAGUUGAAAUCGCGGACUACAGGAGUGCAGUUGAAAUCGCGGAUUACAGGAGUGCAGUUGAAAUCGCGAGCUACAGGAGUGGAGGUGAAAUCGCGGACUACAGGAGUGCAGUUGAAAUCGCGGAUUACAGGAGUGCAGUUGAAAUCGCGGACUACAGGAGUGCAGUUUAAAUCGCGGACUACAGGAGUGCAGGUGAAAUCGCGGACUACAGGAGUGCAGGUGAAAUCGCGGACUACAGGAGUGGAGGUGAAAUCGCGGACUACAGGAGUGCCGGUGAAUCGCGGUCUACAGGAGUGGAGGUGAAAUCGCGGACUACAGGAGUGCGGGUGCCUGAGGCGUCGCGGCGAUGCCCCUGAAGACGGAGACGCUGAGGAGCGUGUGGGGCAAGGAGACGUUGUUGGAAAAUGACGGAGCGGCUGUUAACAAGGAGAAACUCGACACACAGAAGCAGCGGCCCAAGCCGAACGAGCAGCAGCCGCUGCUGGUGCAGCCCAGCUCCGUUGGGCAGCGCGAGGGCAGCGCCGAGGUGGCGGGAGGGGGCAGCGGCAGCAGCGGCAAGGGGGGGAAGCAGCGACGGGCGCGCCGCUCGGAGGAGAGAGCGCCCCUCGUGGAGACCCCCAACGGAGCGAGCAACGGCGAGAACGCGACAGACACAGCCGACGACGCGACACACAGCACACAACACGCAGCACACACACACAACACGCACACAUCACACACAACACUCACACACGCAGUGAAAUGA
Messenger RNA from Petromyzon marinus (sea lamprey), 1062 nucleotides. Lineage: Eukaryota; Metazoa; Chordata; Hyperoartia; Petromyzontiformes; Petromyzontidae. The record is from RefSeq and is a predicted model, not a curated record.